AUGUCCAGCCAACCUACCAUGGUGAACAUGUCAAUCCCACCUACCAUGGUGAACAUGUCCAGCCCACAUACCAUGGUAAACAUGUCCAGCACACAUACCACGGUGAACAUGCCCAGCCCACCUACCAUGGAGAACAUGUCCAGCCCACCUACCAUGGUAAACAUGUCCUGCUCACCUACCAUGGUGAACAUGUCCAGUCCACCUACCAUAGUGAACAUGUCCAGCCCACCUACCAUGGUGAACAUGUCCAGCCCACCUACCAUGCCCACCUACUAUGGUGAACAUGUCCAGCCCACCUACCAUGGUGAACAUGUCCAGCCCACCUACCAUGGUGAAUAUAUGUCCAGCCCACCUACCAUGGUGAACAUGUCCAGCCCACCUACCAUGGUGAACAUGUCCAGCCCACCUGCCAUGGUGAAUAUGUCCAGCCCACCUACCAUGGUGAAUAUGUCCAGCCCACCUACCAAGGUGAACAUGUCCAGCCCACCUACCAAGGUGAACAUGUCCAGCCCACCUUCCCUUGUGAAUAUGUCCAGCCCAUCUACCCUGGUGAACAUGUCCAGCCCACAUACCAUGGUAAACAUGUCCAGCCCACAUACCAUGGUGAACAUGCCCAGCCCACCUACCAUGGAGAACAUGUCCAGCCCACCUACCAUGGUAAACAUGUCCUGCUCACCUACCAUGGUGAACAUGUCCAGUCCACCUACCAUAGUGAACAUGUCCAGCCCACCUACCAUGGUGAACAUGUCCAGCCCACCUACCAUGCCCACCUACUAUGGUGAACAUGUCCAGCCCACCUACCAUGGUGAACAUGUCCAGCCCACCUACCAUGGUGAAUAUAUGUCCAGCCCACCUACCAUGGUGAACAUGUCCAGCCCACCUACCAUGGUGAACAUGUCCAGCCCACCUGCCAUGGUGAAUAUGUCCAGCCCACCUACCAUGGUGAAUAUGUCCAGCCCACCUACCAAGGUGAACAUGUCCAGCCCACCUACCAAGGUGAACAUGUCCAGCCCACCUUCCCUUGUGAAUAUGUCCAGCCCACCUACCCUGGUGAACAUGUCCAGCCCACCUACCGAGGUGAACAUGUCCAGCCCAUCUACCAUGGUGAACAUGUCCAGCCCACCAACCCGUAUAAACAUGUCCAGCACACCUACCCUGGAGAACAUGUCCAGCAAACCUGCCCUUGUGAACAUGUCCAGCCCACCUACCAUGGUGAACAUGUCCAGCCCACCUACCAUGGUGAACAUGUCCAGCCCACCUACCCUUAUGAACAUGUCCAGCCACCAACCCUUAUGA
This is a messenger RNA of Mya arenaria, 1296 nucleotides long. RefSeq lists its product as uncharacterized. Lineage: Eukaryota; Metazoa; Mollusca; Bivalvia; Myida; Myidae. The record is from RefSeq and is a predicted model, not a curated record. Bases 1 to 1296 code for a protein of 431 amino acids. The transcript is spliced from 3 exons.